Juglans regia (Persian walnut) is the source of this 1563-nucleotide messenger RNA. RefSeq lists its product as uncharacterized. Bases 122 to 1273 code for a protein of 383 amino acids. The record is from RefSeq and is a predicted model, not a curated record. Lineage: Eukaryota; Viridiplantae; Streptophyta; Magnoliopsida; Fagales; Juglandaceae. The transcript is spliced from 3 exons.
UUGAUUUUUAGCAACAGUGGAAUCAGGAACGAGAACCAAAAACUCCUCUCUCACACACACAUACAGCUUUUGAAUCCACGACAAGUCACCAUCAUUGCAAAAAUUCAAGAAUUCCGAAGAGAUGAAAAGCCGACUGUCUUCGUUUGAUGAAGGAGAGGAAGAUGAGUAUGGGUUAUCAAAAAUGGUUCAUUGUUGGUGGCGUUCAGCUGCCAAGUUUGAUGAAUGUGUCAAGCUCAAGUUUGACCUCCCAAACGUCUCAAGCCUAACACCUAGGCUUAAAGUGCUAAGGGAGAUGGAAAGGUUGGCUUUGGUGGCACCUGAUGGGCUGAACGAGCUUCGGCACAAGCUUUUCACGUAUCGUUCUGGUGAUUUUUGGGUGCCUACGGGGGGGAUCAACAAGGAAGACAUGGACAUUCCUCCAACUAUUACAAUUCUCUUGCUGGGUUUUACUGGUUCAGGCAAAAGCUCACUCGUGAACCUUAUGUACAGUGUUCUUGGGCGCUCUGGACUUAUACCAUUCGUUCAAACAUCACUAGGGAGUUCUUCCGAUUUCACGUCUAUGCUUAUGAAAGAGCAUAAUGUGUUGAGGUCUAUGCAAAGCGGGUUUUGUGUGUAUGAUUCAAGGGGCUUUAAUUAUGAUGAAAUGGGUGAGAAUCUUGAAGAAUUGUCGAGUUGGAUGACUGAUGGUGUUCAUCAUAAUCAGCUAUGCUUAAGGUUGGGAGAUGAUGCAUUGAACAAUGAUGAUAUGGAAAAUCACUCCAUGACUUCAUCUUCAAGAUUCCUCAAAAGGAGAGUGAACUAUGCAAUGGUGGUGGCUAAUAUAGCAGAGAUCUAUGGAGCUUCAAAAGCAGGUGAUUUCAAGCCACUGGAGGCCAUCAGAGAACUCUUGUGCUGUCCUGUUCUUAAAAAAACCAAUGAGAACCCUCUACUGAUCUUAACACACGGAGACAUGUUAUCGACAGAGGAGAGGAUCGAGGGCCGGCUAAAGAUAUGUGAAUGGCUAGGUGUGUCAGAGACAACUGGGGUGUAUGAUAUUGUGUGCCUCACACAGUAUGGAUAUCUUGCAGAAGAAUCAGACCCUGUCACAGCCUAUGCCUUAUCUGAAGCUGUUUAUAGAGCGUUGCUUGUAUCAGAUAGGGGUCACUUUCCGAAGAAAGAUAUGUGGGACUGGGCAGUGCUCAUAUUGUCGUGGCUAAUGUGCUUCUUUGCAACUUUCUUCGCUUUCCUGGCUGAUGUUUGCUCCAAACUCGGGCAGAGGAAUAAACUGUUGUGAAUGAUAUUGGUGUCUAGUAGGAAGUAUUCGUUGGUGUUUGAUAGACUGAUGCGUCUUUCGCUGUUUGGUGUUUGCAUUGCUGACUAGGUGAGUUUUGAGAUUGGCUAACUCAAUGACUUUGUGUAAAUGUAACAUUCUAGCACAAAAUAUAGUCUAACUUAGCUUCUCUUUGAUCUAACUUAGCUUCUCUUUGAUCCCAAGAGUCGAUAACUUCAAUUCGUGUUGCUAGUAAUGAAAUAACCAAGGCUAUUCUUGUAUUUGAAUUUAAAUGGUGAGGCUGUUCAUGCCAA